Molecule: messenger RNA, 1892 nt
Organism: Manduca sexta (tobacco hornworm)
Lineage: Eukaryota; Metazoa; Arthropoda; Insecta; Lepidoptera; Sphingidae
Exons: 2
Coding region: 382-1806 (474 amino acids)
Molecular function (GO): protein binding
Source: RefSeq, a predicted model, not a curated record
AGAAUUUUAAAAUAUAUGCUGACCGUAUCCCUACACCCGUAGCUUUCAAUAUAUAUUAUAAUUCUCUUUUAGCGUAGCUGUGACCGUAUCCAAUAUGCUUUCUGUAGUACUGUAUAAUGAAGGCAUGUUAUUACUAUUGCAUACUCUUUCACAUCAAUAUAUUAUAAUAUUUUCCAUAUAUUAUAUUAUAAUUCUCAUUGUAUGUACCUCUUUCAUCUCUAUGUUCUUUUCCAUAUUCUUUCAAAUACUUAUGUGACAAAAAUAUAAAAUGUCUAAUGUAAAACUUUUUCAUUGUAAACAAAGACAGUAAAAAUCGUUUUCUGAAGCUAUUUUCGUAACUACAAUAAAUUGCAAUUCUUAGUAAUAUUAGAUUUCAUAAUCAUGACGGAGACAUCGGUGGAGGCGCGCGUGAGUGAGGCGCGGCCCACGCCCGCAGACCUCGUGAUGUUCAUACCGUACGCCUGCGUGCAACUGCAGGCGCCUUUCAGCGUCUCCGUGCUCAAAAUCGUGCAAGACGAGUACGUCAGCAAGACUGAAGAGAAAAGCAAGAAAUCUGCGAAGGGCAAGUCUGCCAUAUCGCACCAAACGUCACAUGCGCAGCACGACUCUCAGGAGAAAGAAGACGAGUCGAUGACAACAGGGGGCGCGCUGUUCGGCGAUCCCAACGAGGUAGUAGUGACAGUGGUGUUCGACCUGGGUGGCCGCCUUGUCGAGCUACAGUUCAAUAAGACUCCUGCCGUACCGCGCUUGCUCAUCAAGAUCAUCGCGCUCUGCAUACCCUAUCAGACAUGUCUGAGCCGGAUCACCAUGCGCUGGGUGCCGCUCAAAGGUGAGAUCAUCUACGAGAUGGCCAAGUUCCUGCCGCAGUCACACGUCACCGAGGUAUUACUAGAGAACACUCACGUCCCGCAGCACAACUACUACCAGCUGUUCGAGUUUGCGCAUCUAAGGCGCGUCUCCCUCAUCCGCUGCGCGCUUACCGACGACGACUGCGUUUGCAUCGCCGUCAAGCUAGUGCACCCUCAACCGGCCUCCAAGACUUUAACCUUACUGUCUCUUGCAUCCAAUCAAAUAUCCGACAAAGGAGCAUGCGCGCUCGCAGAAGCUUUACGAAGUAAUCGAAUGCUACAAUAUUUAAAUCUCAGUGGAAACAGAAUAAACGACGACGGCGCGACGAGCAUUCUGCAGAGUCUCAUGCAGUUUGCGUUGACGUACGACGAACUGCUGACGAAGCGGGAGCGCAUGAUGGAGCAUAUGCGGUUGAAGCAAGAAGUUUUCCAGAGAUUCGUGAGAGAACUGUCGGCGGCGAUGAAAGAGAAGUCUCCUGAUGAUGGCAGCCGAAGUGUUAGGAGGAAAACGGCUACUGGGCGUUCGAAGAAAACAAGCACCACGUGUAUCCCUCUGGGCGUAUAUCACACGAGCAUCAUGGACGCGAUCACGAUGAAGGCGGACACGAUGGCCAGCGAGCUGGUGGGCACGCUGUCCGACCCGUUCAACGUCGACGAGACCGACACCAGGGACCGGCAGGUGUUCUCGUUGGGAAACACUGUGCUCUGCUACUUGAACCUUUCGUUUAACAACUUGGGCUACGAGACAGUGGCAGCGUUGGUGCGCGUGCUAUCUUACCAGCAGAGGACGGUGCGCAAAUCGGGCCCAGGAAUACUGCGCAUCGUCAUCGAGGGCAACAGGAUGCCAGCCAGCUGCAGUGAGUACUCCAUAAUCGACGAGCUGUUGGAGCAGGCUAUGGCGGCGCGUAUGUCGAAGCCGCCGCGUCGUGUGGAGCGCGGCAAGUCGCGGAUUAAGUAAUUUAAAACAUGAUAAUAUUAUGUUGACUUGAAAGGGAAGGGAUUAAAAUAUUGUUAUUUACUGUUAUAAUAUCGCCUAUUGAUAUA